UUCUCUUUCGUACCCCCAAGGAGAAAAUGCCCGCGUGUCAGUGAGAACAGUGAGAGGUGGUACCAAGUGAGGUGCGAUGGGGUCGUUGCCGCAAGACGUCGGCGAGCUGGUGGCGCAGCGCGACAAGGAGAUCCACCAGCUCCAGAUCCUGCUGAGGGAAAAGGAUGACGAGAUUGUGCAACUCCGGUCCCAGCUGGACAAGUACCAGAGUGUCAUGGCCCUCGUGGGUUCCGUGUCGGGCCACGUGAGCGCCACCCUCAAGAGCCGCCCCCGGAAACAACGCGCCGGCAUUUCCGCCGAGCCGCAAAGCCUCAACAGCAUCCAGGAGCUCAUCUCCACCCGGUUCCCUGAAUACCCCAAGUCUCAAGAGAACAUGUUUUCUAAGCCCAGCCCACAGAUCAUUGCCCCAUCUUCUUCCCUGGGGAUCUUCGCAAACGUUUUGGAGGUUCACAUCAACAAUCGGCUGGAACUGCAUUUUUGUCAAUUUACUUGUUUUAUACAAUGUGUGGGUUCUUGUAAAACCAGAUCACGGCACUUGAUCGAGUCAGCUAUUCUCGACAACGACUUCAUGAAGAACCUGGAUCCAACCCAAAUCCGCGAAAUCGUCGACUGCAUGUAUCCAGUGGCUUAUCCUCAAGGAUCAACCAUAAUUCAAGAAGGAGAUAUCGGGAACAAAGUGUAUGUUAUGGAAGAAGGGAAAGUCGAAGUUUCCAAAGAUAACAAGUUCUUAAGUGUGCUUCCGCCUGGAAAGGUGUUCGGGGAGUUGGCGAUUUUGUACAACUGCAAGCCGUCGACGGACUGUAAACUAUGGGCUGUCGAGCGGCAAUGCUUCCAAACGAUCAUGAUGCGAACGGGACUCAUUCGACAGAACGAGUACUUGGCGUUUCUCAAAAAAACCUUCUCCAUGCAAAGAAGGAGGCUAUCGACGACUACAGUUAAUAACUACUGCUUGCAAUUAAAUGCGAACAACCAGUGCAAAUAUGUACAGGGAGAAUACAUCAUCCGCCAGGGUGCUGUCGGUGAUACGUUUUUCAUCAUUAGUCAGGGAACGGUGCAAGUGACGAUGCGUCAGCCGGACGGGAAAGAAAAGAUCAUCCGAACGUUGAAGCAAGGAGAGUUUUUUGGUGAAAAAGCACUUCAAGGGGAAGAUGUGCGAACUGCAAAUAUUAUUGCCGACAAAGAAGGCUCGACAUGUCUCGUCCUCGACCGUGACACUUUCAACCAACUUGUCUCGUCGUUGCCGGAUAUCCGGCGACAGUAUGUUGAGGAAUCGUCCAAGCAGCGCCGAAUCGCUGAUCAGGAAUUCACCAGCCUAAAGCUGUCGGAUUUGCGCAUUCUCACCACACUGGGUGUCGGCGGAUUCGGCCGUGUGGAGUUGGUGCAGCUCGCCGCGGAUUCCAGCAAAUCCUUCGCUUUGAAGCAGAUGAAAAAGGCUCAGAUCGUGGAGACCCGACAGCAGCAGCACAUAAUGAGUGAGAAAGAAAUAAUGGAGGAAUGUAACUGCGAAUUCAUCGUGAAGUUGUACAAAACCUUCAAGAACCAGAAGUACCUGUACAUGCUGAUGGAGUGUUGUCUUGGGGGCGAGCUAGACCGAGGGCAUUUCGACGACGGGACAACGAGGUUCUACACAGCGUGUGUGCUGGAGGCGUUCGACUACCUGCACUCCCGGAACAUCAUCUACAGGGACUUGAAACCCGAGAAUUUGCUGCUGGAUUCGCGGGGUUACGUGAAGCUAGUGGACUUCGGGUUCGCCAAAAAGCUACCCAUAGGACGGAAAACGUGGACGUUUUGCGGAACGCCGGAGUACGUGGCCCCGGAAGUCAUCCUUAACAAAGGCCACGACAUUUCCGCUGACUACUGGAGUCUCGGAGUGCUCAUGUUUGAGCUGCUGACGGGAACCCCGCCGUUUACUGGCUCUGACACAAUGCGGACGUAUAAUAUCAUCCUGAAGGGUAUCGACGCUGUCGAGUUCCCGCCGAGGAACAUCACUCGACAGGCCACAGCACUCAUCAAGAAACUUUGUCGUGACAACCCCGGUGAGCGGCUGGGAUAUCAGCGUGGGGGAAUCAAAGAUAUUCAGAAACACAAGUGGUUCGAUGGGUUCAACUGGGAAGGACUUCGGGCCUUGAGCUUGAAACCCCCAAUGUUGCCCACUAUCCGGUCCGUUACCGAUUCAUCCAACUUCGACCCGUACCCGCCUGACACGGACGGCCCGCCACCCGACGACCUUUCGGGUUGGGACGUGGACUUUUGAAUCGCAGCAACGGCCACUGAGGACGGAUCGCCAUUAGCAAGCAAAAGCCAACACGUGUCCUGGCUUCCGCACACGUGGCCUUCCGCCGAGCGGAGUUCGGGUUUCCUGGCGGACAAUCGGCAGGCAUUUUUUUGGUCUUUUUUCGGGAAACGCUCGUGUUUCAUUUAGCUUUAUCCCCGGCUCGUUAUCCCUGUUCUGCCUUGUUGAAUGGUCGCCUGAACCCCUUCGGAUGUACCCGUCGUUCAUUGGUGCUCAUCGUCGUCCUACGUCCUUCUUAUCGCUUCUGAUUCGACAGGGAUGAACAACCUGUCCGCGGUUCUCUUUCCUGGGUUCGUGCGCGUGAAUGGAAAUGAAAAUUUUAUCCGCGUUAUCGCUUUCGUUGCUCGGUGUAGCGGUCAGAAAGUUCCCUGUUGAUUUCAUUGCGCGAAGACCGGUAUUUUUUGUUCCGUUUGAUAAUUUUUCAGUGUGUUUCACCAUCAAGACUCGUGUCCUGGAUCCCCCAAAAAAAAUUACUUAGCAGCUGAAGAAAGGGUUUGAGAUUUCAAACCGAGUGAAACCGCGAAACAUGCGACUUGCAAUAUCAUUCCAUGUUUCUUAUUGCAGAAUAACGCUUUUUAAGCCAUUAAUUUCAAGGAUUUGGGAACUCGAACCUCCUCAAAUCGAUUUUUUUUUCAAGUCCCUGUAUGAAAUCCCUCAGGAACAAUGCAUUAAAAACCUCCUUAACCCCAAUAAUUUCCUCCUCAAACCUCUGUGAAUCGAAUUUCCCCGAAGACUUUUUACUAUUAUUUAAGGACACAGUGAAGAGGAACUUAAUGAAGAUGUAACUUGUUGCCUUUCAAAACGAAGUAAUGGACUAAUUGGGCAAAUAAACCCUUGCCUUCGAAUUCAGCAUAUUUGUCAACUCAUUCGUGACAAAUUCAAGGCCCAUAAAAUAUAACCAAUUAAAAUAUCCUGUGAUUAUUUUCCCCCCAACAAAAAUGCUUUUCCGAAAUGGAAACAUCCCCAACUCAAUUUUUUGUUCUAGUCCCUUGAAGUUCGGUUUAAAGAGGUUCUACCGUAAUGGGUUGAAUGUCUGUACUUUUUGGAAAUUUCUUUAAACUUUCAAAGAAUAUUCCCGGUUGGAAGAGCGAGCCCGGAAAAACAAAACGUGUCGGACUAUGAUUCAAUACCCUGGUCAUAUACGAGUCGGUACUAUAUACCAUUGGGUCAUUCAACAUGUCCUCAAAAAUAUCCGUUGCUCAACUGAUAGUACUUUUGAAAGAAACAAAAAAGUACGUUUCCCGUUGAAUGCAAGUUCGCAACACUAUGUUUUGCUCAAUGGAGAGUGAUUCGCGAACUUUUUUCCAAACACACGUGCGUGCCUUUGCAUUUUGAGAGUCGUUCAGACCGCUACACCGACCGUUCAUUGUGGAGAGAAAGUUCGGCAGCUGUUCAGUGAAAGUCAGCCACGAGAAAUCCCCAUGACGUGCGUGCGUUCAUUCUGUGGUAAAAUUGUUUUUUUGUUUCUCCCCCACUUUGGAUUGAAAGAAGAAGAAAAAAAAAAGAACUCAGUAUUUUGUCGAGGAAUAAGGAAAGGAUGCCGACUGAGCGAAGGGAUUUUGCUUCCGAUUUCUUACCCCGUAAAGUGUAUUCCGCUGGCCUUUUCUCCGGGAGGAAAUUAUUCUUGUGUAUAUUUUUUUGGCAAACCGUCGCUGCUGGAAUCCGAAAGCAAAGAAAGAGAAUGUCGACCUUCUUUUUCGAAGA
Molecule: messenger RNA, 3997 nt
Organism: Notodromas monacha
Lineage: Eukaryota; Metazoa; Arthropoda; Ostracoda; Podocopida; Cyprididae
Source: the annotation of a GenBank genome assembly